GGACUACGCCAAACUUGUCUCCUCCUAUACAAACUCUUCUUCUCCUUCCACGUUUUAGUUUAUUUCUCUCUCUCACAAACUCUCUCCAUAUACAAUGCUUCCAACAAAUCCUCCGGCCACUGGGGUUGGACUUGGUUACGGCAUCGGCAUCGCGGUGAGCAUCCUCAUUCUCAUCUCCACGAUAAUGCUCGCUUCAUACAUAUGCAUAAGGUUAAAAUCUGCUCCAAGAGACGGAGCCACGAGCGAGGGAGUUCUUGACUCGCCGGCGGCUGAGGUGAAGCUCGGGCUGGACCGGCCUGUUAUAGAGUCAUAUCCAAGGAUAGUGCUUGGAGAGAGCAGAAGAUUACCGAGGCCCAAUAACGGUCCAUGUUCGAUAUGCCUAUGUGAUUACGAAGCUAGAGAUCCGGUUCGGUGUAUACCGGAAUGUAAUCACUGCUUUCAUGCUGAUUGUGUUGAUGAGUGGCUCCGGACAAGUGCCACGUGUCCUCUUUGUAGAAACUCACCGGCUCCGUCUAGGCUUGCCACACCAUUGUCUGAUUUGGUCCCAGUCGCCUUUCAAAUCAGGUGA
Molecule: messenger RNA, 568 nt
Organism: Brassica oleracea var. oleracea
Lineage: Eukaryota; Viridiplantae; Streptophyta; Magnoliopsida; Brassicales; Brassicaceae
Product: putative RING-H2 finger protein ATL69
Exons: 1
Coding region: 95-568 (157 amino acids)
Biological process (GO): protein ubiquitination
Molecular function (GO): transferase activity
Source: RefSeq, a predicted model, not a curated record